Molecule: messenger RNA, 2379 nt
Organism: Closterium sp. Naga37s-1
Lineage: Eukaryota; Viridiplantae; Streptophyta; Zygnematophyceae; Desmidiales; Closteriaceae
Source: the annotation of a GenBank genome assembly
AUGCAGAAGUUUCAAACCGCAUCAGUGAAGAAGGGAGACGAGGUGUCGUGCGAUGUGAAGACUGAGGUCGAGAUUGGAAACGUUGAGGCGGAGUUCAAGCUUGAUACGAAGUCCAAGCUUUAUUUCAAGGCCGUUUACGAGGAUCUUGCUCCUGGUCUGAAGCUUGCCCUAACUGGAAUCGUUCCGGACUCGAAAGCCACCAAGGCAGAGCUGACCUACAAGCAAGAGUUGCUACACGUGAAUGCCACCGUCGGUCUUGUUACACAACCCGUUUUCGAGGGUGCUCUUUCCGUCGGAACCAAGGGAGUGGUUGUUGGUGCUGAGCUUGGCUACGACACUGCUACUAACAGCGCGACCAAGUACAACCUUGGCGUGGCUUACUCCGAAUCCGACUUCGCCGCUUCCUUGUUGAUUGCUGACAAGCUGGACACCUUGAAGGCAGCUUAUUUCCAGAAGGUGAAGGAUAACGUGGAGGUUGCUGUUGAGGCAGCGCACAAACUCUCCAAAAGCGACACUACUUUCACAGCAGGUGCUUCCUUCGAGCUUGAUCCCCUCACAGAGGCCAAGCUGAGGUUCAACAACCGUGGCACAGUUGCUGCUCUCCUCCAGCACGAGUUCCGGCCCAAGUCCAAGGUCACCAUUGCAGGAGAGGUUGACUCCAAGGCUCUUGACAAGUCAGGCAAGGUUGGGCUUGCCAUUGCUCUCAAGCUUUCAGUUCGGUGGAUCAACAAACCACAGCAUUCCGUCGUCAUCUGCUUCCACCGACAAGCCGCCGACUUUCCCAUGACAAGACAGAAAGGUCAGCCCGAGGGAGGCAGCGCGCAGAGGGUUUCAGGCAACCCGUACGUGGAAAGGGUGGUUCAGGUGGCCGUGGGAGCUGCCCUGGGGGAGACACGCGGAGGAGCGGGGGACGCAGCAACGGACAAGCGGCGGCUGAGGAAGAAGUUGGCGAGUGCAGGAGUGCGCAUCACCAUUGCAGGAGACAACGACUUUUAUUCGCACCGACACACUCUGCAACGGAUGGGCCUGCCACUCUCUGCGUCCUCCCUCGCCCGCAUUCCUUCUUUCGCCCCCAUCGUCAGCAACCCUUCAUCAGCAGCCCCAGAUACAUCAGCACCCCCGGUCACAACAGCAGCCCCAGACGCAUUAGCACCAGCAUCAACAUCAGCAGUCGCAGCAUCAGCAGCAGCAGCAGCAGCAGCAGAGGCGACGAGGGGCCACGUGCCAGAGGUGGCGAAGACAGGGCUGGGGUCGUCUGCUGCCAUGACUGCUGCUGUCUCCGCCGCCCUGCUGCGCUUCCUCGGCGUGCUGGGGGGCACAGGGAGUGGCGCUCCUGAUGAGGUUUGUCAGGAGCGGCCGAUGGGGAGUGGAGCAGAGGAGGGCUCUCAAGAGGAGGCGGUGGGGAGUGAGGGGACGGUGGGGAGGGAGGAGGUGGUGCAUAGGGUGGCGCAGGUGGCGCACUGCCUGGCGCAGGGCAAGGCGGGCAGCGGGUUUGAUGUGGCAUCUGGCGUGUUUGGGUCCAUGUGCUACCAGCGCUUCAACCCCGCCGUCAUGCACUCGCUCAUGGUGGGUGCCCUCGUGCUGGGUGCUGCUGUGCUGCGUUGUGCCAUGAUGGGAGCAGAGGCAGCAAUGACAGUGAGCAGCGUAUCAGCCACGCUGCGGUCUCCUCUCUGGGAUCACACCAUCGCUCCCCUGCACCUCCCACGAGGCCUUCUCCUGGUACUGGGCGAGCCAGGCACAGGGGGCACCGCCACACCCUCCAUGCUUUCUGCUGUCAUGAAGUGGCGGCGGCAAUCACCAGAUGAAGCAGAGCCCAUAUGGGAAGGCCUAAAAGAGGCCAAUGCGGCAGUUGCUGCUGCCCUCACACCUGUCCCUGCUCGCACGCACCCAUCCAGACGCCUUCUCCACCACUCUGAACCGCCUGCAGCACGUGCCUCUCACUGCAGCAACCCCAUGCGCCACCUGCUCUCUGCCAUGGGCUCUGCAGCCGCCACGCCCAUCGAACCCCCCCAGCAGACCGCUCUCCUUGACGCUACCAUGCAGCAGCCGGGGGUGGUGAUGGCAGGUGUGCCGGGCGCGGGGGGCUUUGACAGUGUGUUUGCUGUGGUGGUGGGGGAGGAGGCGGUGAGGAGGCUGGAUGGCGUGUGGGCUGGCCCUGUGACCUGUGACAAAGCAGUCGCCUCGCCUCUACUCGGGCUCCUUGUGGGUCUGUGGCUCGACCACGAGGGUGUGUCGGUCGCUGUGGAGGUGGAAGGGCGCCUCAUAGGAGAACGCAGAGAGGUCGUCCACCUGCCACUCGUGCUCGUGCACCCCCCACAGCGGAUCCACCGUGCAUGCCCCCCCACUCCCCCCACUUUCACACCCAUUCGAAGGCCGUGA